This is a messenger RNA of Vollenhovia emeryi, 1164 nucleotides long. RefSeq lists its product as uncharacterized. The record is from RefSeq and is a predicted model, not a curated record. The transcript has a single exon. The coding region runs from base 1 to 1164 and encodes 387 amino acids. NCBI's taxonomy places the organism in Eukaryota, Metazoa, Arthropoda, Insecta, Hymenoptera, Formicidae.
AUGUAUCGUCAAGUGCUCUUGCAUGAAGACGAUCGGCGAUAUCAGCGAAUUCUAUGGCGGAAGGAUGACAAGAUAGUGACGUUUCAAUUAAAUACGCUCACAUUCGGCGUUGCUUCUUCACCAUUCCUCGCCAUUCGCACUUUAAACCAACUGGCGGACGAUGAGCGACAAGAGUUCCCCAGAGCGGCCGAAAUUCUUAAGAAUCAUGUAUACGUAGAUGAUUUAUUAACUGGUGCGGAAACUAUCAAAGACGCUCGAAUGAUUAGGGAUGAAAUAACCGCAUUGUUAGCGCGGGGUGGUUUUACCAUUCGACAGUGGGCGUCUAAUGACACGCGAGUGAUUGAGGAUCUAGCCGACAACGCGUUACACGCGAACUUGACGUUUAAUAGCGAUUGUUCUUUACAAGCAUUGGGGGUGUCGUGGGACACGCGUAACGAUAGUCUAUGUAUCGCAGUACAUUCGAUUGAAAAUUCAGAACCGUUAACAAAACGGAAUAUCUUAUCGAGCAUUGCUAAAAUUUUCGAUCCGCUGGGAUUAUUAGGUCCAGUGGUGUUACAUGCUAAACGACUAAUACAGGACGUUUGGAAAUGCGGAACGCAUUGGGAUGAAUCUGUUCCGCAGAGUAUCCACACAGAAUGGUCGGAAUUCACCCGACAAUUAGGUUCACUGCACCAGGUUUCAUUUGAUCGAAAAUUAUUAGUAGAGAAUCGAAAGAACAUUGAGAUACACGGAUUUUGCGACGCGAGCGAAGUCGGAUACGGAGCGUGUCUGUAUAUUCGAUCGACGGGAAGAGGCAGCGGUAUUAUCAGUAAAUUGUUAUGUGCCAAGUCAAGAGUCGCACCGGUAAAACCUGUUACUAUACCGCGCCUCGAACUUUGCGGCGCAUUAUUGUUAGCAAGGUUACAUCGCGAAGUUAGUCACGCGCUAAAUUUCGUGCCCGAUAGAACGAUUUUUUGGUACGAUUCAACCAUUGUAAUGCAUUGGUUGAAAACGUCGCCUCAUCGACUUAAAACUUACGUGGCGAAUCGUGUCGUCGAAGUACAAGAGUUAACCAAGUCGAUUGAGUGGCGACAUAUUAGAUCGGAAGACAAUCCGGCCGAAGGGGUCAACUACCGCACGCCUUUUUGCAAAAUAAAAUAUGGCAUACCGGACCUUCGUGGUUAA